CAAAGUGCUAAAAUAAAAUUUGUGCGCAGACGCUCCCCUUAACCUGAGAACCACUGGUCUAUGGGUCUAUGGCAUGAUGUCUAUGGUCUGUCAGUAGUGUUGGUACUGUUGGUGUCAUCCAAAACAAUAAACCGAUUGAGGUUAUGUUUCAAACACCGAAACCUGAGAUUAGGUCAACCAAGAUGUCGAUUCUGCAAUAUUCGAAGACCUGUAUUCAACAAACUCCCCUUGACAAACACAGUUGUGAACUAUGUCCGUACAUCACAACUUCAACCUUUUUUAUGGAAAACCACAGGAAACAUCACACCUCACCACCAACCCCUUUCGACUGCGAACAAACAAACCUCGAAAUUUACUACUGCGAGGACUGCAAUUUCAAAACCGAACUCACCCUUUUUUUCAAACAACACCUCCGAGAAUGUCACAGCGCGGAAAAAAAAUCGCAAGAAAAUCCAGCGAAUGGGGACUACACCAUCAAAAAAUACAUUUGUGAUAAGUGCACCUUCGAAACACACUUGUGGCUCAAAUGCCUUCAACACACCUGUUGGACAACUAGUUCCAAAUGGUAUAAAUGUGACCAGUGUGACUCACAAUAUAAGUACAAAAAAUCCUUAAGAACACACAAAAUGUUGAAACACUUGAGCGAGAAUGAGGUUAUCUGGUACUUUUGUGCCCAAUGUAUGUACAAAACCAAGCGCAAAUCCUGUUUAAAACGACACAUAUAUUGUCACCACGUGGACGAAACCAAGAUUAAAUGGCACAAGUGUGAACAGUGUCCAUUCAAAACGAAACUAAAAUGCAAUUUAAACCAACACGUGUAUCGCGCGCAUUUAGACUUACAACUGAUUAAAUGGCACCAGUGCCCAACGUGCUCGUACAGAGCUAAAAGAUCGUCAAAAAUAAAAGACCACAUAAACGUGAACCAUUUGGAUGAGCCUGAUAUUAAAUGGUACGAAUGCCAAACUUGUCCAUACAAAACCAAAAGUAGGAAAAAUUUACGCAGACACAGGAUUAGUCAACAUUUUCCAGAACACCAGAUUAAGUGGUUUCGCUGCGAGCAGUGUUCCUACAAGACUAAACAGUGUAGCAGUUUGAAAAGGCACGUCACUGCAUACCAUGUGGAUGAAGGAGAUAUUAAAUGGUACAAAUGCGACCAGUGUCCAUUCAAAACUAAACAGAAUGCCAAUUUAAAGAGACACGUGAAUAAUAUACAUAUGGAUAAACAGGAGAUUAAAUGGUUUGAAUGCAAACAGUGCCCAUUCAAGUGUAAACAAACCUCGAAUUUGAAGACUCACAUCAGCAGACAUCACUUGGACGAAAAAGAUAUGAAGUGGUUUGAGUGCCAUAGUUGUGAGUACAAAGCUAAACAAAAAACUGUUUUAACUAAACAUAUAAAUGUGUGGCAUUCAAGCGAGGGGGCUAAAUGGUUUAAGUGCGAAAAGUGCCCUUUCAAGUGUAAGGUGAAGGAGAAUUUGGGAAAGCAUGAAAGACAAAGACAUUUGGAGUCAUUUUUUGUUUAAAAUUUAAUAGUCGACAAUGUUAUUUUCAGGUUUCUAGAAAUAAAUUAGAUUUUUCAAA
This is a messenger RNA of Zophobas morio, 1578 nucleotides long. RefSeq names its product zinc finger Y-chromosomal protein 2-like. The transcript has 2 exons. Bases 144 to 1520 code for a protein of 458 amino acids. NCBI's taxonomy places the organism in Eukaryota, Metazoa, Arthropoda, Insecta, Coleoptera, Tenebrionidae. Gene Ontology annotation, cellular component: nucleus. Gene Ontology annotation, biological process: positive regulation of transcription by RNA polymerase II. The record is from RefSeq and is a predicted model, not a curated record.